AUGGAAAAUUACCACAUUUUGGAACGUAUUGGAGAAGGUUCGUUUGGAAAAGUAUAUCGAGGACGUCGCAAGUACUCGGGGCAUAUCGUUGCGCUUAAAUUCGUAACAAAACAGGGCAAAAGUGUUCGAGAUUUGAAAAAUUUACGUCAAGAAAUUACUAUUCUUCGACAAUUGAAUCAUUGCAAUAUUAUUGCAAUGAUGGACUCGUUUGAAACGGACAAAGAAUUUUGUAUCGUGACGGAAUACGCUCAAGGAGAAUUAUUCCAAGUGUUAGAAGAUGAACAGAGUUUACCGGAACAAGAAAUUCGAAAAAUUGCAAUUCAAUUGAUUCAAGCAUUGCACGUAUUGCAUUCGAAUCGUAUCAUUCAUCGAGAUAUGAAACCUCAAAAUAUCCUCAUUGGCUCGAGACAGCAGAUCAAGUUGUGUGACUUUGGUUUUGCUCGUGCUAUUGGACAUGAUACGAGUUUAUUAAAGUCUAUCAAGGGCACACCAUUAUAUAUGGCUCCGGAAUUAGUCCAAGAGAAGACAUACAAUUACACGGUGGAUUUGUGGUCGCUAGGUGUCAUUUUGUACGAACUUGCAGUGGGAAAACCUCCAUUCUACACCGAUAGGAUUGUAUCGCUGAUCCAGAUGAUCGUACGCGACGAUGUCAAGUAUCCGUCGACAAUGUCAGCAGAUUUCCAGAGCUUUUUAAAAGGACUUUUGAACAAGGACCCUGCUUACCGACUAAAGUGGCCAGAGAUUUUUGAGCAUCCGUUCGUCCAAGAAACACCGGAGCAAUUGAAGACACGACUUCAACUUGAGCGCCAAGUACGCACUUUGCCACGCUUCUUCAAGGAGAAUGAGGUGCAUGAUCGGUUGGGAAAAGAGGCGGACGGAGGAAAAGUCAAGCCAAGCAUCGAACGUCUGCGAUCAUGUGAUGAAUGGAAAAUAUGCGACCCAAAAACGGGGAGACAGUUGUGUAAACCCGAGCUGCCUGAUCAAGAUUAUACCAAGAUGAGUGGUCACGUUUUAUCGGCCAACAGAAAUAACGGUCCUUCUCUAAGUUUUAAGACUGUAAAGUCGACAAACGUAAUAGCUCUCGAGAGCUUUCUGGGUGUGUGGGACCGGAUCCGUGGUGAAAUGGAUGUGAAGCCCGUGGAUGCAGGCCUCAUGACGACACCAUUGUUCACCAAUGCUGUCAGUCUGCUACCUUCGAUCCCUAUUCAGGAGCUUUCCAGCGAUACUAUGGCGAAGAUCGGAUCACUAUUAUAUCUUUUGUACCGCUCUUUGGUGCUUGUGCUAAAGAAUAUUGACGGCAUGGUCGGUUUUGGUAGUCUGCUUCAAACUAUCGACAGCCUGCAUCAUUUUCUGAAUCACCUGGUAGAGUCCAGUGAAGCGAUACAUGCCGAUAAGGAGCAAGCGAGUGAAGUGAUCUACAAGAGUGUGCGCUGCUGCAUGAUAUGCACAACUAUCGCCAACGCAGCCGACAAUAUUCUGGAGGAGCACCGAGACUAUCGUGAAUUUUGCAACGGUGAUAUUGCAGUCAUCUUACUGAUGUUAAGCAAGAAGAAUGAUGUCGUCGCCACUUCUCACUCAAAAGCACUCAAGUGGCUAGGAUCGAUGAUUGAUCGAUCACAAAAUCUGACGGUACUGCUGGAGGUUGUCUACGCGUCAGGAGCAAUUCAAACCCUGUGUGAGAUCCUGCAUGCAUCAGGAACUUCACGUUCUCCUGGGGGUAGAAUCUCGAAAGACAGUCGGGUUCUUGGUCUGUUUGCGAUUUUUGCACUCGCAGCUUUCGUUCAACCCGACGCAAAAUGUUGGAGCCCCUUGCAGCCUUUUCCUGUAAUGAGUUUGAUUAGCGAUGAUGCUGUGCCACUGACGAGCUCUAGUUUGCGAGAUGUAAAACAUCUCUGCAAACUUCGCGUUAAAAUUCACUCAGAAGUUGGCUCCCAGGUUCUCAACAGUGGCGCGGCAAGCGAGCUAAUUUCUUUGCUUGGAGAUGAAAUCACCGAGCGUGUGCAACAGAAGCGGAGUUUUGGCGGCGAUAUGGACAGAGAAGACGCUGAUCAGUCCACUAUCUGUUGCAUCCUGAAGAUCCUCGUGCACGCAUGUCGAGCCUCUUCCCCUCUAUCCGAAAAGCUGACGGUAACGAAUGUAGUUUUCCAGAAACACUGCGACACAGAUAUUGUAACAAUUUUGCUAUGGGGAAUGACUUCAGUAGGCCUGCACCAGAUCGAGCAAUACUUUGUGACGGAGCUAUUGUCAGCCGUCUUGCGGCGUGGAAUUCUUUCAAAACCACAGAUUUGGCGCUGUGCUCGAAUCUUGUUUCCACUGUUUCUAAACGCGAGUGAUACUGCAUUGUUGAGCGCGUUAAGCACUUUUUUCGCUGAGGUGAUUGAAACGGGCAAUAUUGACAAGUCCGCACUUGGCAGUGAUGGAAUUCCUGGCGAAUUGGAAUCCCAGUACAUGGAGCUAUGGAAUCUCGUCGUUCAUGGUGCUCUUACACAGCGCUGCUCCGAUGCGAUAUUUCGUUUACUCAGCACUAGCGCAACAGAUGAAGUUGAAAGAAAAGGUAAGGCCCAGAUGCUCACCAGCUACAAUUUGCGAGCACAGGGGUUGCUAGACUCAGGCAUUGUUUUUCUGCUACGAGUUGCGUCGAGAGCUUCAUCGCAAGCGCUUCCCAAACGCCACAAUGAACAAGAAGAAGGCGCUACGAGGUCCGUGGAGAUAAACAUGUUCUUGAAUAUUUUUAAGCACGAUCAUGUUUGGGACAUUUUCGAUGGUAUGAUGGCAAGUGGCGGAGGAGAUCUAUUAUCACCUUGGGGGUUGUUUUGUUUUCUUAAACUAUUGCGAAUUGUGCAAGAGAUACAAAGCAACGCAGCGCAGACUGAGUUCGCAGUCAAUGACCAUCUCUUACUGCAUUUGGUGAAACUGCUUGAGCUCAAGCAUAUUGAACAUCUUCUCUACUGGCCAGAGGUAGUCGGAGGUGGAAGUAAUGCUGUGAAAGCACUUGUGCACGCUACAGUAAAAGUUCUUGGCAUUCCGUUUGUCCACAACGUGUCGGAAGAGCUGCUCGUUCAUAUUCAAGAAAUUUUGUACGACACGAAAUGCGUACCGAAACUUCUUAAUGUCCUUCGCUUUGUCUUUUCGACCAAACAGCUUCAGUUGGAGGCGUCCGUGCUGGAAUUACCGAUAAGUUUUCUGUCGCGUUUGAUGAUGAGCUCCACACACUUUGGCUCGCAGUUUGUGGAAGCUGAUGGCAUGCUGGUCAUUGUAGAGUGUGGAAUGUUGCGCAGUAGCUGCUCACCUUCACUUAUCAUCGACUUGUUGUUGAUUGUGAGUCAAGUAGCCAGUAGUUCCGAGAUCCACUGCAAGUGUAUUCUGACGGCAAAUCUUCUCCCACAAAUCUACGAGCUACUACAGCACCCGGAGGCAAUGGUCAGGGCAAAAACAUUGAAGUGCAUUGGGAACUUAUGCCGUCACUCAGCACUCUUCUACCAUCACUUUCUCACACCACUUGAUGAAAAUUCAGCGAAGAAUACUGUUCUGAAUGGGAUGAUACGUGGCUUGUCGGACCCCGAUAAUUACGUUCGUCGAUUCGCAUGUUCAGCCAUUGGCAAUGCAGCUUUUCAUAAUGGUGACUUAUAUGAUGCACUUCGUCCUGCCAUUCCUGUUUUGGUUCAAAAUCUCUACGAUGAUGAUGAUAAGACACGAUCAAAUGCUGGAAGAGCUUUGGGCAAUUUCGUUCGUAACUCUGAUGAGCUUUGCAAAGACCUUUGCAGUAGUCGAACACCUUGGGAGCUUUUUAGACUGGCAAUGAUGGAAACCAGCAUAGCUACACGUCGGAUUGUGCUCUUUUCUUUGGGUAACUUUUGCGCUUAUUCCGAGUGCUUUAACAUGCUCGUUAGAGCAGAAGUGAACUUUGUUAAAGAGCUGGAAUACUUGUAUGACGAUCUAGUAGCCGAUGAGGUAUCGAGACAAAACAUCCAUCGCAUUUUCUCAAAGAUUGAGGCACUCGAUACCGAAGAAAUGAACUAA
Messenger RNA from Peronospora farinosa, 4020 nucleotides. The record is from the annotation of a GenBank genome assembly. Lineage: Eukaryota; Oomycota; Peronosporomycetes; Peronosporales; Peronosporaceae.